AUGGAAGAUCGCGCAGCUAAAUUGGCGCUAGCACGAAAAAAGCUUAAAGAUCACCAAGAUAAGAAAUUAAUUGGUGGUCAAAAAGAGGACAUAUAUAAAUCUGAAAAAUCUGAAGCCUGUUUAAUAAUAAAUGACAAUGAGUCCCUGAAAACAGUGGUCAAAAAUGAUGAGGAAGUCCCUGAAAUCAUACAGAGCACACAAGAAAUACAAAACCCUGAUUUUGAAGCAAAUGGAAAUAACUAUUUGUCAUCUACCAUCUCAAAUGCAGACUUAAAAAACAGACAGACAGAUUUAAAAAAAUCUGAUAUAACUGAAAAUACCAUAAUACCAGAACCUGAUUUAAAUAUCACUGAGAUUUUGAUUUCAAAUAAAAGAAACCUAGAAUUACAAGUUCAUCACUUACAAUCAUCAUUAGAACAACUGGAACAAAAAAAUGCUUUGGUAGUAAAUGAUUAUAAAAUAUGCAAUCAAAAACUUAAAGAGUUGGAACAUGAAAUUAAUAAUAUCAAUGAAAAAUAUAUAAAAGCAACAGAGGAAAUAACUAUAAAAAAUGCAAAACUUAAUGAACUUAGUUCUCUUCAGUUAACUUUAUCCGAGGAAAAUAGUAAUUUGGCUGAACAACUAGAAUUUACAAAAAGUGUUUUACAUUCUAAAGAGGCAGAAAGUGAUUCCCUCCAUAAGCAAUUAAUAAACCUUCAAAGUCAAUAUGAUGUCAUACACUUGCAGUUGCAACAACUAACUAAUGGCUCACCAGUUACACUACCAGCUGAAAAACCUGUAAAUGAUGAGAAAACACAAGCUAUGUCACAAAAAAUAUCCUAUUUAGAGCAGCAAUUGACUUCUUUGCAAAAAGAGAGGGAUCAAAUUAACGCACAUUAUGAACACUAUGUUGCUGAAUUAAAUGAACAAUUAAGCUCAUUAGUUAGAAAAAAUGAGGAACUUGUACGAAAUGUUGAAAAUUUGUCAAACAGAGAGAACAGUUUAAUUGAACAAAUAAGUGACAUGGAAAUUAGGAUACAGAAUUAUAACGUAGAUAAAAAAAACUUUGAAGUGGAUCGUACUACUACAACCAUCAAGGAUCUACAAGAUAAUUUGGUAAAAGCUCUGGAUGAUCUUAACGCAUUGAAAACAAAGCAUGAAUGUCUUCAAAAUCAGUAUGCAGAAAGUGUUGCCAAAGUUCAGGAACUCUCAGACGUAAAGGAAGUUGAAUGUAAUCACGAUAACAUUAGCCUUUCCAAGUUAAAUGCUGAUAUGACAAGUGAUAAAGUUGCAGCUCAAAGAGCUACUGAACAAAAUAAGCAAUUGAAGCAAGAUAUUCAGCGUUUGGAAGAUGCAUUUGUCAAAAUGAGUAAAGAUAAAUUGGAACUAACAGAGAAAAUUACGGCUGAGAAGUAUCUGAACAGAGAACUUACCAUUAAAUUAUCAGAAGUAGAAGAAAAAGCAAAAGAUAUGCAAAUUAAAUUGAAAGCCAAAGAUGAAGAGAUGAUGAGAUUGCAAUCGAACUAUCGAGAAAUUCAAAAGCGAUGUGACGAUUUAAUGAAUUCUGAUAGAAACGUAAACACAAGAGCCUCGGAAGUAGAGAACCCAAUUCCGGAAGUAAAUAUAGUUAGUGGAUCAGAUGCACAUACUGAAACAGAUACAGACUGCAAACAGUUACUGCAUGAAACAGAUGAAAGAAAUGAACACACUAAUAGCCUCCAGCGAGCAGACGCGAUGGUCAAACUUCAGGACCGUUUCCUCAAGAUAAUGGCCGAGGUUGCAGACUUAUCUGAUGAAAAGCACAGAUUGGAACAUAUAAUUUUACAGCUCCAAAACGAAACCGAUACCAUUUGUGAAUAUGUAGCAUUAUAUCAACAACAGAGAAGUUUGUUAAAACGGCGCGACGAAGAAAGAAGUGCGCAGUUGAAAGUUUUUCAACAGGAAUGUGGAAAACUCAAGUGAAUUAGACGAACUUAGUGGCCUUCUUAUUCGUUUUGCUGAAGAUAAAGAAUUAUCGUCCUAUUUCGUAACCGAGUCGAAACGUAUUGAUAUGGAAAGGGUAAUGACCUUACUCGCCAAUCUUAAGAAUAACUCUUUAAUUGAUAUCAAUAAGAAAAAUAUUGAGUUUAAGAACUUUUAUCCUUGUAACUGUUGCUCCGGAAAACUAAUUGAUGUAUAG
Messenger RNA from Spodoptera littoralis (African cotton leafworm), 2158 nucleotides. The record is from the annotation of a GenBank genome assembly. NCBI's taxonomy places the organism in Eukaryota, Metazoa, Arthropoda, Insecta, Lepidoptera, Noctuidae.